AUGCAGCUCAUUGCCCUCGAGCAGCUUUGCAUGCUGCUGCUCAUGUCGGAUAAUGUUGAUAGAUGCUUUGAAAGCUGCCCGCCCAGAACAUUUCUUCCAGCACUGUGCAAAAUCUUUUUAGAUGAAUGUGCACCUGAUAAUGUUUUGGAAGUCACUGCUAGAGCUAUUACCUACUAUUUGGAUGUAUCAGCUGAAUGUACGAGAAGAAUUGUAGCCAUUGAGGGAGCUGUAAAAGCUAUAUGCAGCAGAUUACUUACAGUAGACCCUAACAACCGUACUAGCAGGGAUCUUGCCGAGCAGUGUAUAAAAGUACUGGAAUUGGUAUGUACAAGAGAAGCUGGUGCUGUAUGGGAGGGAGGUGGCCUCCCUGCUGUACUACAUUUUAUUACGCAUCAUGGCACCUCUGUCCAUAAAGAUACUCUUCAUUCAGCUAUGGCUGUAGUUUCGAGAGUUUGUGGUAAAAUGGAACCGGGCAAUUCCCGUGUAGGAGAUGCGGUAUCAUCACUUUCCUCGCUGUUACGUCACAGUGAUGCUCGAGUUGCGGACGCAGCCUUGCGGUGCUUUGCGUCACUUGCCGACCGUUUUGCGCGUGCACAUGCCGAUCCUGCUCCUCUUGCCGAACAUGGUCUGAUUGAGGAACUUGUACGGCGGUUGGGAAGUGCGGAGAGUGGUGACGAUAAGUGUUCCGCUCCAUCAGUGUCAACAACAGUUAGUUUGCUCUCAACAUUAUGUAGAGGUUCUGCACAAAUUACACAUGAUCUCGUGCGUCUAGAAUUAUGUUCUGCGGUAGAGGCUGCUGUACAGGCGGACGAGCGUUGGUGCCUUGAGUGCAUGCGACUCGUGGACUUGUUACUUGUACUUUUGUGUGAGGGGCGACACGCUAUACAAAACGGUUCGAGCCGUAAUGGUGGAUCGACGUCGGGCUCCAGUGCUGGCGCUGCGAGCGGAGUAGCUAGCGGGGCGAGCGGCGAAGGGUCCAGCGGUGGUAGCGGCAGUAGCGGGCCUCGCGGAGACAAGUCGCACAGGCAGUUGAUAGACUGUAUCCGUGGGAAAGAUACCGACGCACUUCUUGCCGCCGUGUCCAGUGGUGCUGUCGAUGUUAACUUCACUGAUGAUGUCGGACAAACUCUCUUAAAUUGGGCUUCUGCUUUCGGCACACGAGAGAUGGUCGAGUUUCUUUGCGAAAAGGGCGCUGACGUGAAUCGUGGUCAACGCAGUUCAUCAUUACACUACGCUGCGUGCUUUGGACGGCCUGCAAUAGCAAAGGUACUCCUACGUUAUGGUGCCAAUGCCGAUUUAAGAGACGAGGAUGGAAAAACACCUUUAGACAAAGCUCGAGAGAGACAUGAUCAAGGCCACAGAGAAGUAGCAGCAAUUCUUCAGUGUCCCGGAGAGUGGCUGGUAGUCGGUAGUCAUGAUUCACCUUCACCCUCCAACGAUGACGAUUUUCCUGAAACCGGUGACAAGGAGAUGGCCGCGGUUUAUCUAGAGCGGCUGGUGCCGGUGUUCUGCGCGCGCUACCUGGGCGCGGGCGGCGCGGGCGUGCGGCGCGCGUGCCUGUCGCUGGUGCGCAAGAUGGUGCACUACGCGCCCGCGCGCCUGCUGCGCGCGCUGUCGGCGCGCCGCGACCCGCACACCGCCGCGCUGCUCACGCAGCUCAUCGCCGCCGUGCUCGACAACGCCGAUGACGACGACGGCCAUCUUAUUGUAAUUGGUAUUGCGGAGGAAUUGAUGGUGAAGGCUUCGGACAUAUAUUUGGAACAGUUUGCUCGACUUGGCGUGUUCAGCAAGGUAGAAAACUUGGCAGCAGCCCCAGCGGCUUUCUCUUCGGACAGCGAUAGUUCAAGCAUGCCAGGAUGUAGUGAAGACGCGUCAUGUCUUUCAAGUGGCGUGGCGUAUUCCUGGGGAGAGUGGUCCCUGUGCCGUGGCCGCGACGCCCUCUACGUGUGGAGCGAUGCGGCCGCGCUGGAGCUUAGCACAGGCAGUAAUGGCUGGUUCCGCUUCUUACUCGAUGGAAAGCUAGCCACUAUGUACUCUAGUGGCAGUCCCGAACAUCAAACUGAUAAUACUGAGAAUCGUGGUGAAUUUAUUGAUAAACUACAAAGAGCGCGAGCUUCGGUAAAAAAUUCAGUUCCUCAACCGAUUUUGUCUAAACCUGGAUCUGCUAAACUUAUAAUUGGAAACUGGGCACUGUCAUGUAAAAAGGAAAAAGAACUUCAAGUACAUAAUACAGAUGGCCAACAACAAACCACAAUACUCAGAGAAGAUUUAGCCGGUUUCAUAUUCGAGUCUAACAGGGGUACAAAACAUUCGUUUACAGCAGAAACAUUUUUAGGUCCCGAAUUAGCAAGCGGGUGGACAGACCGUAGGCCCGUAGCAACUAAUAAUACUGCUCCAAAUCAGAGUAGAUCACGACUUUCGGCGAAAACUGAGGCAUUGAAAGCGCAGGUAUGUGAACGUGCUCGUGCUUUGUACUCUCGUCACCUUGCUAAUGCCGCUACUCGUCAACCUCGUCCGCCGGUCGCAAGAUUGCGGGCUUUACUGGCUCGUAUGCAACGUCUAGCCACACAAUCUACCGAGGAUUGGCAAAACGAACUCAUUGAGUCACUGGAACAGUUGACGGAAUUACUGUGUGGAGAAGAAUUACUAUCUGCGUACGAGCUACAAUCCUCAGGCCUUGCUCCAUCUUUGUUACAAGUGCUGUCUUCACAAGCAAAUGAUGUUCCAGGCCAGGCCGCAGAGCGCGAGCGCAUCGUCCGCGAGUGGCUCUCGCGCUGCGGAGGCCGCGCGGGCGGCGUGCUGGCGUCGCGCCUCGUGGCCGUGCUCGAGAGCGUGGAGCGCCUGCCCGUGCACGCGCCCGCCGGCGACGCGCCGCCGCCCGCCGCCGGCACGCUGCAUCACCUCACCAAGAGAAUCAGACUGCGUGUUGAGCGUGCGAACGACGAUACUGCCGAAGAAACGACUGCGAAUAAUGGCAAUAACGCCGGUCGGAACCUAAAAGUAGAGGCGUUAACCACAGUGCGGCAGCUCGAAAGGUUCCUCGCCAAGUCUGUCGCUCGUCAGUGGUACGAUAUGGAGAGGUCCACAUUCAACUUUGUACAGAAAAUAAAAGCAGAAGCGCCUCUUGUGUUUAAUUACGACCACGACUUCGAUGAAAAUGGUGUUCUUUACUUCAUUGGUACUAAUGGGGGUACUUGCGAAUGGGUUAAUCCUGGCGCUCACGGACUUGUCAGCGUUUGGUCUUCUGAUGGGAGACAGUUGCCUUACGGACGGGCCGAGGACGCUCUUUCGAGGUCGCCGGAACCAUUAAACGUGCAUACAAAUGACGAUAGAAGAGCUUUUAUAGCAGUAGAUCUAGGUUUAAAUAUUGUGCCAUCGGCAUACACAUUGCGACACGCUAGAGGAUAUGGACGAUCAGCACUAAGGAACUGGCUUUUUCAAGUAUCUACCGAUGGUGUGACUUGGAAUACUUUACUGGUACACAGUGACGAGCAAGCGCUGCAAGAACCGGGCAGUACCGCUACGUGGCGCGUCCGCGCCGAUACUGCGUAUCGUUAUUUACGUAUCCAGCAAAAUGGCAAGAAUGCAAGCGGUCAGAGCCACUACUUGUCACUUUCUGGUAUGGAGAUAUAUGGCAAGGUGACUAGCGUGUGUGAGAGCGCGCCGCGGCAGUGCGGCACGGCGAGCAACUCCAACGGGAACGCGAGCACCACGCCGGGUGGCGCGCGCGCACGGCGCUGGACGCGCGGCGCGCGCGCCGUGUGCGCGGGCGCGCGCGUGCUGCGCGGGCCCGACUGGAAGUGGCGCGACCAGGACGGGCCGCACCCGGCGCUCGGCACCGUCACUUCCGACCUUCACAACGGAUGGGUGGAUGUCAGGUGGGAUCAUGGCGGGCGCAACUCAUACCGCAUGGGUGCCGAAGGAAAGUUUGAUCUAAAGGUUGUGAGCGGUGGCGCCACAAGUGGCGAGACUAAACAAGGCCGUAAGAGUCAUUCCACCCCGAGUCUUCCCGAUGCUACAGCUGUAGACCAUCAGGUUUCGGUGGCGUCUACCGAGCAAGCAUCAUCAGCUGAUAACAUAUCAGGCGAAGAAAUGGCGAGCAACAUGUCGCGGCCGAGGACCCAUGCCACUGACCUCUCGGCUAUUAAUAAUUCUACACAUCAUAUCAACACGGAUCUCGCAACAAUAGUUGAAUCACUAACUUUAGGAGCGGAGAGCAAUAAUUGUAUGAGUGAUUUGGGCAACACUUCAUUCACUAACAUGGAAAUGGGCCCAACAAGUAUCACUGAUAUCACCAAACCCUAUCCAGCCAAAGAACCACUACCGGAAGCUAACAGCCAAGAGGCUCUGUCGGAGCGGUACGGCGGGGACGCGGCCCGCAACAGCGCCAACGCGCUGCUAUCCAGCGAACUGCGCGCUCUGCCCGCCUCGCUGCUGCACUCGCUGCGGGACAAUGCCAACCGCCUGCAAAUACAGUGCGAGGACAACGAUGGAGCUGAUAGUCAAUAUGGUGACCACAAGAAGGAUAAUCAGUCCGGAGGUUCUAACACAAUGAGUGCUAGUGAACCGGACUUGACACAGCAGGGUGCCGCGCGGCUACUGGAAACGUUAGGAGUGGGACGCGGAGCAGGCGCAGGUCGCGGCAGCAAUCCACAGCGCGCCCCACGGUCUAAUCAUUCUACCAGUCUAUUCCCCAGUUUAGUGCGGUUAGCUCUAUCGAGCAAUUUUCCUGGUGGGCUGUUGUCAGCAGCUCAAAGUUAUCCAUCACUUGCUCCAAAUGCGCAAAAUGCCCUUACGCUCUCUCUAACGUCAACGUCCAGUGAAAGUGAACAGGUAUCAUUAGAAGACUUCCUGGAGUCUUGCCGUGCUCCGGCGCUUCUCACUGAACUAGAAGACGAUGACGAUGCGGAUGAUGCACUUGACAGCGAUAAGGAAAACGAACCCACGUACCAGGAGGUAGUGAGUAUGCUUUCGGUGUCACGAAAUCUCCUGUCACUAAUGGAGGAAGAAGCUUUGGAGGCUGUACGCAGUAGCACUGCAGGAGGACAGGGUCGUCAAAGAAAACCUUGGGACGACGACUUUGUACUCAAGCGACAGUUUUCUGCACUCAUACCUGCUUUUGACCCACGACCAGGCAGGACUAAUCUCAAUCAAACUGUUGAUCUCGAAAUUCCUCUAAAUGAAGCAUCAGAUGGCGAGGAUGGAAAUACCUCGGAAAACGCAACUGGGGGUGCCUCUAGUGCAAACGCUGCAAACACUGCAACUGUUGCCAAUGCUACAGUGAAUGGAAGUAAUAACAGUAAUAGUAAUGGUCGUUUGCCGGCGUUACGUUUAGUGUUGAGUGCGGCAGGCGCGUCGUUAGCACUAGAGCGCCCGUCGUGGACGCUCUACCGCGCGGUGCUGGCAUUGAAUGCGCGCUUGCCUGCUCAUGACACGCAUCGAGAUACUACUUAUACAUUGACGUACAAGGAAAUCGAGGGCAUGGAGACUUUUGCCUCGUCUAGUGAUAGCGAAGAUGACGAGCCUUGCGAUCCAGAGCGGGGGUUGGCGGGCGCGGAGGGCGCGGAAGGCGCCAUGGCCACGUGCUGCGUGCGCGUGCUGCGGCGCCUGCGCAUGGCCGCGCCGGCGCUGGCGCCCGACGCCUUCGUGUCCACGCGCCUCACCAACAAGCUGCACCAGCAGCUGCAGGAGCCGCUCACGCUGGCUGCCGCCGCCACGCCGCUCUGGUGCCAGCAAUUAAACGAUUGGUGUCCAUUCCUAUUUCCCCUGGAGACACGCCAGAUGUUCUUCGCGUGCACCGCAUUCGGCACGUCUCGUACGAUCGUCUGGUUACAAGCUCAAAGAGAUCGUGCACUCGACAGGCAAAGGUCUGGUAACACAGUAUCGCCUAGGCGUGCGGAGUUAGAAGCCACUGAGUUCCGAAUGGGACGCUUACGUCACGAGCGGGUGAGGAUACCUCGCCAACCCAACUUGUUGCAUUCUGCUAUGCAGGUAAUGCAUGUCCAUGCUGGUCGUAAAUCAGUCCUGGAGGUAGAAUUCGCCGGGGAGGAAGGCACGGGCCUGGGCCCGACGCUGGAGUUUUACGCGCUGGUGGCAGCUGAACUGCAGCGCGCUGAUCUCUACAUGUGGCUCAACGAUCACGCGACACAAGUCAAUGACGACGACAACGCGCCGCAUCACCUUGCACUACCUUCGGAGAAGCCUCCAGGUUACUACGUGACACGUGCCGGUGGCUUAUUCCCGGCGCCUCUACCUCAGGACUCCCCCAUCUGUGAUAAAGUCUGCAAAUAUUUCUGGUUCCUGGGUGUAUUCUUGGCUAAGGUAUUACAAGAUGGCCGACUGGUCGAUCUACCGCUGUCGGAGCCUUUCUUACGCAUUAUGUGUGGUGAAGAACUAACUAAUGAUUGCCUCGUAGAAAUCGAUCCUAUUAGACAUAGAUUCCUACAAAACGUGUUGACGGCGGCGGAAGAAUACGAAAAGUUAUCGCGCGAUUCCAAUUUAGAUUCGGAAACUCGAGACCGACUCGCGAACGAGCUGACGGUGGAGGGCGCCAGCUUCGAACAGUUAGCGCUCACCAUGACGCACGUGGCCGCCCACCCGGACGUCGCCGUGGCCGUUCAACCGCUGUGCGACAGCGGCGAGAAUAUCGAGGUAAGCGGGCACAACGCUCGCGCGUACGCCGAGGCGAGCGCGCGCUGGAUGGUGCGCGAGGGCGUGCGGCGCCAGACCGGCGCGUUCCGGCGCGGCUUCGGCGCCGUGUUCCCGCCGCGCCGCCUGCGCGCCUUCUCCGCCGCCGAGCUGCGCCUGCUGCUGUGCGGCGAGCGCGGGCCCGUGUGGACGCGCGACCACCUGCUGCAGUACACCGAGCCCAAGCUCGGCUACACGCGCGACAGUCCCGGAUUCCUUCGACUUGUAGACGUGCUAGUCGAGAUGUCUCUUCGGGAACGAAAGGCCUUCCUACAAUUCGCAACCGGUUGUAGCAGUCUACCCCCCGGAGGCUUGGCGAAUCUGCAUCCUAGGCUCACUGUAGUGCGAAAGGUCGACGCCGGAGAUGGUUCAUAUCCAUCUGUAAAUACGUGUGUUCACUACUUAAAACUGCCAGAAUAUUCGUGCAAAGAAGUUUUGCGAGAAAGGCUACUAGCUGCGACCAACGAACGCGGAUUCCAUCUCAACUAA
Arctia plantaginis is the source of this 7176-nucleotide messenger RNA. The record is from the annotation of a GenBank genome assembly. NCBI's taxonomy places the organism in Eukaryota, Metazoa, Arthropoda, Insecta, Lepidoptera, Erebidae.